Messenger RNA from Pseudophryne corroboree (corroboree frog), 2734 nucleotides. Its product is annotated as coiled-coil domain-containing protein 170-like. The coding region runs from base 315 to 2612 and encodes 765 amino acids. NCBI's taxonomy places the organism in Eukaryota, Metazoa, Chordata, Amphibia, Anura, Myobatrachidae. The record is from RefSeq and is a predicted model, not a curated record. The transcript has 14 exons.
GACGGUCGCGCCAACACAACAACCUGUGGCAAGCCGUAGGUUGUGGAACUACAAGUCCCAACAUGCUACUUCAACAGCUGUAUGGUUACCAAUCAUCCAAGCCUGGAGCUGGGAGGGCAUGCUGAUAUUUAUAGUUCUCCAACAGCUGGCUAACCACCAGGUUGCCUACUUAUGUCCUGGCACCUGGGGCAGCAGAUGAGCUCAGUGCCCCCCAGGAGGAGCCAUCGUCUGCAAUCGAGGUAGCGUCUCAGGCAACCCUGCCAGCACAGGUGGAAACGGAGCAUCUCAUCUGAAGACCUAUAUCUCCCUGCAAAAUGUCUGAUCUCUCCAACCCUUACAGCUAUGAUGACAGAAUUGACAGAUUAUUUGAAGGAGCUUCAUCUCCUAGCAGAUCCCAUUCAAAGUUUGGAGAGUCUCACAAGUCUUUUCAUGAGAGUCACGAAAAAGUUUCAUAUCACAAAAAUACAGAUGGUUCCCCAAAAAACAGAAGACGCUACUAUGACCUGCCUGACAGUCGGGGAGAAGCUAAGAUUUCUUACAACUCUGGGUCAAGGGACCAGUUACUGAACUACAAAACCGCUGCUGAGUCUGCGCAAAGUGAACACGCUGCGCUGCUGGUGAAGAACACCGGCUUACUGUCUGAGGUCUCUGAUCUGAAGAACCGCCUGGCUGCUAAAGACGUCUUUCUGCAGGAAAUGAAGGAGGAACUGGAAAGCUACAAAGAACGGAGCGCUCGCCAGGCUUCCCACAUCCAGUCCCUCAAAGAUCGCAUCAAAGAAUUUGAAUAUGUGACUACUGAAAAAUCAGAAAUAAAUGCUGAGAAAUAUUCUCUCAAGAGAGAAAACAAAGAACUAAAUGACAGGAUAAAGGAACUGGAGAACCGAGUAAGGAUACACCUGAUCGAAAGAGAAAAGGCCGAACAAAAAUGCAGUAACAUGGGGAAAAGACUUCAGGAAAGUGUUGAGAGGUUGUCCUUCUGUUUAAAUACAAAUGUCGAAGACAAAGAGGAUUCCCUGAAUGUUUUGGUAACAAAGGUUGAGAAGUUAAUAAAAGAAUACAGUCUGCAGAAAUCUAGAAUAACAAGUCUGGAAGAUGCCUUGGCCAGCCAUCAAGUGGAGUUUAAAGCCAGUCGGGACACUAUAGUGAAACUGGUGUCGGAGGCAGAAAAACAUAAAAAAGCUAUAACUGAUUUUCCUGUGGAAUUGAUAUCCCUGAAAAGGGAGAGAGAUGAAGCUUUUCAAGCCAAAAAGAGUGUUGAGAGAGAAAAGGAAAUUCUGCAAGAGAAACUGAAGGACAACCACAUAGAAUGGGGCAAUCUCCGUCAGGAGCUAAUGGAAAAGGAUAGGAAAAUAAAUGAGAUGGACAGGACUCUGCGUACCUCCGAUUAUGAGGCUAAAGCCUCUCACAGCUUGCACCACAGCUUCAUAAGCCAGCUGGCAACAAUGCUCAGCAAUGGAUUUACAGCCGUACCUGGAAAGGAGGAAGCAGUGAAGCAGAAGAUCCAAGAACUCACCAGUAGUGAGCAUACUUGGAAAACUACAUGCGAGGAGCUUCAGCAGAAAGUUCUCAAACUCAGCAAACAGCUGGAGCAGCAGCGAGAACUCUACCACGAGGCAAUGUCCAAGUCUUACACGGCAGAAGAAUUACUGCAGGAACACGAGGGCUCUUUAAAACAUUUGAAGGGCAAGCUGGCAUCAGAGGAGAUGAUCAAAGACAGUUUCAACAUAGAAAGAAAAAAGUUCAAGAAAUUCUUACUGCAGUUGGCUGAGAAGUUGAAGAUAAACCAAGACAUGUCAUCUGAGAGCCUCGUAUCGCAGUACGACAUGUUACUGAACAGGGCAGAGGACAUUUGUAAGAGGGAUAAAGAAUUUUUGAGCGACAACAAACCUCUUAUCUAUAACCUACAGAAAAAGGUGAAUUCUCUGAAGGAAAAACUAGAGUUAAAAUCUUCACAAAUGGAACAACUACAGAAGAAAAUCAAACAGCUCGAAAGAGAAAACGAGCACCAAGCCUUCUUGAGUGCUGAAAAUGCAGAGACUAUGACAGCCCAAAAAUUGCAGAAGAAGGUCGAGAGACUCCAAGGACAGCUCAGUGACAUGAAAAUUGCUAAUCAAAACUUAACGGCUCAGCUUGUCGAUCUGAAUGCUCUAAAGGAGAAAAUCAACCAGCAGAAGAAAACCAUAGAACUGCUAAGCAAAUCUUUAGAAAACUUAGAAAAAAUUAAGGAGAAAGCCGCUAAGAAGGUGGUAAGCCUGAAAACAGAGCUGGACUACACUGAACAUGAGACUGUGGGAGAGAAAUUGAGGAGUCAGCAGAUGGUAGAGGCAGUCACUAAUGAGCUACGCACAACCAAAAGGGCUCUUGAAGAAGUGGCAAGGAGAGAAAAACAGCUUGUUGACUUCAGAGAAACCAUUACAAGAAUGAUGGGAUAUAACCUUAACACAUUGGCUGUCCCAGAUCAUGAGAUCUUCGAUCAACUCAAGCGUGUUUUACGGACACAGGGAUCCAUUGAUGUCAGCAGGACUGAUAGAACAAAGUUACCCUAUGGCUUCAGGACGGGGGAUGGCGAGAUGGAAUACACAGUGCAGCACAUGAACCCCAGAUUUCAGUAAUAGAUCAAGUUUAACUCCACUGGCGGUUGACAUCAAACCCUUGUUGCAAGAUUUUAAAUAGAAUAUUGAAAAUUGCACAGUAGUAAACGCUAAAAUAAGAUAUCUGAUACUGUAAACAUAAA